Oppiella nova is the source of this 294-nucleotide messenger RNA. The record is from the annotation of a GenBank genome assembly. Lineage: Eukaryota; Metazoa; Arthropoda; Arachnida; Sarcoptiformes; Oppiidae.
AUGUUUAGGGGUCGACCCAAUGACAAGUAUGGUAUGGUUAGACCACCCGUUCCUGAUCCGAAUGAAGUACUUAAGGAAAUUAAACCGCAAUACUAUGACCAGAGACUCAACCAUUUUGACGCUAAAGAUAACCGCACUUUCAAACAGCUGUAUUACACCGAAGAUUCGCACUACAAAUCUGGUGGACCGCUAUUUGUGAGGAUAGGGGGUGAGGGAACCGCCCCUCCAGAAUUCAUCACCAGUAGUGCCAGUUUUAUGGUGAAAAGUGUUAAACAAUUCAACGCAUUUAUGGCA